AUGGCCAGCACCAAGACAACUCCUUUGCUUGCUGUUCUUUGUCUUCUCCUGAUAUCUGAGGUGGGGAUGCUCAUGGUUGAAGCUGAAAGUAAAGAUUGCGAGACUAAGUGUGCAUUCAGGUGCAGCAAGUCAUGGAAGCCCAAGAUGUGCCAUAAAACAUGCAACACUUGCUGUCAAAUGUGCAAUGAUGGGUGCGUGCCUCCAGGACCUACUGCUAACAGGGAUGUAUGCCCUUGCUAUGCACAAAUGAAGACCCAUGGGAACAGAUACAAGUGCCCUUAAACAAAUUAUUUCUUAAAUACAAUCCACCUCUCAAAGGAUUAAUUAAUUUUGAUGUUAAUUACUACUAAUUACUGAGUCUAGUACUUUUUGUAAGAUACUUGACUUGAACUAAAUAAAACAAGGAGGGAAAAGAAAAAUUGU
This is a messenger RNA of Durio zibethinus, 423 nucleotides long. NCBI's taxonomy places the organism in Eukaryota, Viridiplantae, Streptophyta, Magnoliopsida, Malvales, Malvaceae. The record is from RefSeq and is a predicted model, not a curated record.